GUUUAACAUAAGAAGAUAUGGCACACGAUAUCCCUUUCUCAUUUGCGACCUGUUCGAUCGGCAAGCCCACCGACAGCCUCCCGGCAAAGCUGGAGGCACUGUCUGAAGCGGGCUUCCAUGCGGUGGAGCUCGCCUUUCCGGAUAUUCUAUCCUAUGCAAAGGAGAUUCGAGGGGAAGAGGUAGCCGAAGAUGACUAUGAGGCGCUGCGGGAGGUGGCCAAGGAGAUUCGAGGAGUCUGUGAUCGGUUGGACGUGAAGGUGAUGAUGUUGCAGCCCUUUGCCAAUUUCGAGGGAUGGCCCGAGGGGUCGGCGGAGCGAGAAGAUGCAUUCAAGCGGGCGAGGGGGUGGAUUAGUUUGAUGGAGGUGCUGGGGUGUGACAUGUUGCAGGUCGGAUCAACAGACACCCCCCUCUCCUCCCUCUCCACCACCCCGAGCCUGCACGAGCACAUAAUCCACGACCUCCGCCAACUCAGCGACCUCCUCGCCACCCACAACAUGCGCCUCGCCUACGAAAACUGGUGCUGGUCCAGCCACAGCCCGGACUGGGCCUCCGUCUACCACCUCAUCCAAGCCGUCGACCGACCGAACAUCGGCCUCUGCCUCGACACCUUCCAGACCGCGGGGGCCGAGUACGCCGACCCCACCGCGCCGGACGGCCUGGUCCCCACCACCGACGGCAAGGCCAAUCUCUCCACCCCCCAAAAGUUCUCGGCGAGUUUGGCGCGCCUCGCCAAGACCAUCCCCGCCGACAAGAUCUACCUGCUGCAGGUGUCGGACGCGUACCGGGCGGAUCCACCCUUGGAGGAUAAAGUGGUGGAGGGGAUGCGGCCCCGCGCGCGCUGGAGUCAUGACUAUCGGCCGUUGCCGUAUACGGAGGGCGGGUAUUUGCCGAUCGAGGAGGUGGGGAGGGCGGUGUUGGGGACGGGGUUCAGGGGGUGGUUCUCGAUGGAGGUUUUUGAUGGGAAGAGGAGGGAGGUGGAUCUGAAAGGGUAUGCGAGGGAGGGGAUGAAGAGCAUGACGCGGUUUGUGGAGAGGUGUUCUUCCUGAGGGACUUUGGACUUUGGAUUUCAAGAUGGGGAGUUCGGGGAGGAUUCCCUGGUAUGAAUCUGUAUGUAUAGUAAACGGGAUUGUGA
Aspergillus aculeatinus CBS 121060 is the source of this 1132-nucleotide messenger RNA. RefSeq names its product sugar phosphate isomerase/epimerase family protein. The transcript has 2 exons. Lineage: Eukaryota; Fungi; Ascomycota; Eurotiomycetes; Eurotiales; Aspergillaceae. The record is from RefSeq and is a predicted model, not a curated record. The coding region runs from base 18 to 1046 and encodes 342 amino acids.